AGCCAGGCCCCCCGACGCUUCUCGGAGGGCAUUCUUGGGCGCUCGCAUUGUCAAGUUAUAACUUUGGGGCAAGCAAUGCAGGCCUGUUCCUGGCUUUGUGCUCGUCUCCUGUGCACAGCCUUGCUGCAGCCGGUAAGUGAGCAUACCGUCAUGACUGCAGGGCGCGCGAUGUAAACAACACCGAAUGAAGCCGGCGUCAGGUCAGUCAGGUCAUGGUGAUGGCGGCCGCGUAUCCCAGAAGGCCCGGCUGUGACGUCCGUGUAUGUAUGCGGCAUCUGUGCUGCAACCGCGAGAUGACCGGAGCCCUUCAUCGAAGGCAAGAAGGCCCAGUAGAAACUGAAAACGUUCGUGGAACAAGACUAUGCCAAUUACUAGUUCAAACACGAUUGAACAUCGUUUGAAUACGCCGCGCAGGGACAUCCAGAUGGCGCUACUGAAGCGUAAUCGUAAGGGGCUUUAAAUUAGUUGUAUACGCAUUUAUGUUCGUUAUUUUUGUAGUUUAAAAAUUUGUCUUGAAAUAUGAGCCUGUGCGCUUCUUUUGGACCACUGCAUUUUUGGAGCGAGCCACAGCUAUUAUCAUCAUCAUCAUAAUCUACCGUGCAAGUAACGCGGAGCAUCGCCGCGGCUAUUUUCACGCCGAAGUGCACCGAGCCGGCGAUCGAGCACGCAAUGCGGACAGGUGUAUCUACGGCGGUGUACCGGUCUGCGUAUUACGUACCGUAAGUGUUGCGGUGCUUUGAAUCGACCGUCGUUGUUCCUUCUUGUGCGACCCGCGACCCGACUGACGUGAACCGAGACACACAAAAAAAUAAACGCCAUGGCGAGCAGACUUGCUUUCUUGCCUCGCACGUUGCGCUCUCUGCAGCGAUCGCUCAGCUCCGCUCCCACGGUCGCCGGUGCGGUGCGGUCCUCGUGCCUACUUUCGUCCCCUACGCCGUCGUCGCUGCUUCGCACAAACCCCGUCGCGUGCAUCGUUACGUCUCGGAGGUUCUUGCAAAACGAAACGUCGCCGCCGAAGGCGGCGACGCAGGCCUUCGAAGACGGGGAAUGGACCACCAUCUUCCGCUACCCGCACAUCAGGUUAAUCCAACUGCUGUGUCGAUUCAAGAUCUACCAGUGCGUGGCCACCUUAGUCGUCGCUCCGCCGCUGCUUUUCUCGGAGUACCUGCACUGGAUGCCGUCGUACGCCAACGCGAUGCUCUUGUCGGUCACGAUGUCGGCCACCAUCGUGCUGUUCCUGACGGGCUACCUCUCCGAGCGGGUCGUCGGCAUGAUGUACGUGAACAAGGACUGCACGAAACUGCGCGUCGCCCGCAUGAACUUCUGGGGCCGGCGGCAGGACCACGUCUACGACGUCUCGGACAUCGCCCACCUGUCUGAUACAGGUCAAAUACGGUCGUCGUGGUACAUCCAGCUGCACCGGUACAGCGCGCCCAACGACCCGUUCUUUGUGUCUCUAAAACACGGCGGCAUCGUGGACAAGGAAUUGUUCACCAAAGUGUUCGGCCGUGAGGUGGCGUAGUUAUACUAAUGUGACUUUGGCGUCUGCUUCCACUCGCUGAACCUUUUCCGCCGUCCAUCUCUGGAUUUCCGCUAUGGAGGCACAGUGUCGUCUGAAUAAUGAAGUUAUACCCCAUUCACAGGCGGCACUUUCGAUCGUGAACGGGUCAGACUGAGAUUUAACUUCUGGAUGGCGAUUGGUUCCCUUCUGCAGCUUGCGCAAAGGAGCCAAACGUGAUCGUGAAUAUGAUCCCUACAAGACGUGAUCGUGUUCGAAAGUGCCCGUUUGACACUGGCGCUAAAUGAAACAAACACCAACCGAAUAGGUUUUCGCCUCCUGAGGAGGUGGGGGGGUUCACCGCCAGCACUGCAAUACGUAUCUUUAGAACGCUGUUGUAGUUUUCCGGAAUCACUCUUGAUAAAAAUGUCGGAAGGACUCGAAAACGGCGAAUUAAAUCUAAUACACCGACUCGGCUGGUGUGUCAUUAUUUUAGGUUUUUCAACCAGUGAUUUUGCUGAAAUAUUUACUUUCAAGUCAUUCAUUUGCAGCGCAAGUGCUGACAUUAUGCAUAAAACUGGAAAGUUACAGACCUUGGGUACAGACCACAAAAGGCGUAAGUGGGACACCAGCUAAACAGAGGAUGCCGGGAAGAGCUUAAUGAGCAUAACAGAGUACUGAUAACUAGAAACUUGCUUAGUGAUGUGCAUAUUUCUUUCGAAUCAAAACUGGUUAAUCUUCCUUGCAUUAAUGGUGCAAUGUA
This is a messenger RNA of Dermacentor albipictus, 2261 nucleotides long. Its product is annotated as transmembrane protein 186. Gene Ontology annotation, cellular component: mitochondrion. Lineage: Eukaryota; Metazoa; Arthropoda; Arachnida; Ixodida; Ixodidae. The record is from RefSeq and is a predicted model, not a curated record.